AUGGCUAACUAUCUCGCCUCUAUUUUCGGUACGGAGCAGGACAAGGUCAACUGCUCCUUCUAUUACAAGAUCGGCGCCUGCCGCCACGGCGACCGCUGCUCGCGCAAACACGUCAAGCCAUCUUACAGUCAGACGAUCCUAUUACCUAAUUUGUAUCAGAACCCAGCCUACGAUCCCAAGAACAAGAUGAAUGCGCAGCAAAUGCAGAUGCAUUUUGACGCCUUCUACGAGGACAUCUGGUGCGAGCUAUGCCAGUUUGGACUGGUUGAGGAGUUGGUAGUUUGCGACAACAACAAUGAUCACCUCAUCGGCAACGUCUACGUGCGCUUCAAGUACGAGGAAGACAGCCAGAAGGCGUGCGACGCGCUCAACAGCCGCUGGUACGCCGGCCGCCCCAUCUACUGCGAACUUUCACCCGUCACCGACUUCCGCGAGGCCUGCUGUCGGCUCAACAGUGGCGAGGGCUGUGUGCGCGGCGGCUUCUGCAACUUCAUUCAUCGCAAGGAACCGUCGCCGGAACUGGAGCGCGAAUUAGACAUGUGCACGCGCAAGUGGCUCAAGGAGAGAGGCCGUGAUCCAAGGAGCAUGAGCAGGAGCCCCACACCGCCAGCAAAGAGAUUAUAG
Plenodomus lingam JN3 is the source of this 624-nucleotide messenger RNA. RefSeq lists its product as uncharacterized. The record is from RefSeq and is a predicted model, not a curated record. Gene Ontology annotation, biological process: mRNA splicing, via spliceosome. Gene Ontology annotation, molecular function: pre-mRNA 3'-splice site binding; metal ion binding. Gene Ontology annotation, cellular component: spliceosomal complex; U2AF complex. NCBI's taxonomy places the organism in Eukaryota, Fungi, Ascomycota, Dothideomycetes, Pleosporales, Leptosphaeriaceae.